Messenger RNA from Polyodon spathula (Mississippi paddlefish), 327 nucleotides. RefSeq names its product cyclin-dependent kinase 6-like. Gene Ontology annotation, molecular function: ATP binding; cyclin binding; cyclin-dependent protein serine/threonine kinase activity. The annotation marks the transcript as partial. The record is from RefSeq and is a predicted model, not a curated record. Gene Ontology annotation, cellular component: nucleus; cytoplasm; cyclin-dependent protein kinase holoenzyme complex. The transcript is spliced from 2 exons. NCBI's taxonomy places the organism in Eukaryota, Metazoa, Chordata, Actinopteri, Acipenseriformes, Polyodontidae. Gene Ontology annotation, biological process: regulation of gene expression; signal transduction; regulation of G2/M transition of mitotic cell cycle.
GACUUGACGUGUCAGUUGCUGAGCGGUCUGGAUUUCCUGCACACCCACAUGGUAAUUCAUCGGGAUCUGAAGCCGGAGAACAUUCUGAUCAGCAGCCGGGGACAGAUUAAAGUGGCGGACUUCGGCCUGGCGCGCCUCUACAUCUUCAACAUGGCGCUGACGCCCAAAGUCGUCACAUUGUGGUACAGAGCUCCGGAGGUGCUGCUUUACUCCAGCUACCUCUCAUCUGUGGAUAUGUGGAGCGCUGGCUGUAUAUUUGCUGAGCUGCACCUGCUCAGGUAAGAGAGAGCUGCAUCCAGGCUUUUUGCGCUACAUUUGAGUUGAUAG